GCCGCCGGACUCUCCCCGCCUAGUCCCGUGGGGGCCACUCCCAGUUUCGCUCGAGUGGCGCUGAGGGCUAUAAGCGCUCGGAGGAGCCCAGCAGCGAGGCUCAUUUGUUCUUCGCGCGAGGAGGAGGAGGAGGAAGCCGACGGAGCGCGAGCGACGCAGUCUACCUGUUCCUUCAACUUACUGACGAUGGAGCUGCCCCGUGGGACUGUCUUGCUGCUACUGGCGGUGCUGGCGCUCGCUGCCACUGUACAAUCAAGUUGCUUAUGUGCGAACAACAAACGGACACAAAACUGUGUUUCAGUUGACAAUACAUGCAAAUGUACAAGUUUUGGGUCAAAUGUCACAGUGGACUGUGGGACAUUGUCUUCAAAAUGCCUACUGAUGAAAGCUGAAGUGUAUGGCACAAGGAUCGGCAGAAGCAACAAGCCAAAAUCUGCUUUUUUAGACAAUGAUGGCAUUUAUGAUCCAGAAUGUGAUGACAAAGGUAACUUUAAAGCUAAGCAGUGCAAUGGGACAGAUACUUGCUGGUGUGUGAACACUGCUGGAGUACGAAGAACAGAAAAGGGGGAUAAAAACAUGACCUGCGAUGAAGUAGUAAGGACAAGCUGGAUUAUGAUUGAAAUGAAGCACCUUGAGAGGGACACUGAUUUGGACAAAGACUCCGUUGAGAGGACUUUCAUAGAUGAACUUUCUCAACGUUACAAACUGAAUCGAACGCACAUAAGUGUUACGUAUGAAAAGCCUUCCAUUGUUAUUGAUCUGAAACAAAAUGCUACACAGAAAUCUGUCAGUGAUGUGGAUAUAGCUGAUGUGGCGUACUACUUUGAAAAAGAUGUCAAAGGGGACUCUGUGAUUGUAGGCCCGAAACUUUAUUUACACGUUUCAGGACAACCUCUUCAACUUGAUGGUGUUCUAAUAUACUAUAUUGAUGAGAAGGCACCAACAUUUUCAAUGAAACGUUUGACUGCUGGAGUUAUUGCUGUAAUUGUGGUUGUAGUACUGGCAAUAGUUGCUGGUAUUCUUGUACUGGUCUUUACUAGAAGAAAGAGGGGAAAAUAUGAAAAAGCUGAAGUAAAGGAAAUGAAUGAAAUGCACAGAGAACUAAACUCAUAACUGCUGUAACCUGAAACAAGGAUGAACAUGGUAAAAGUAUGUCAACUGAAGAUCACUUGCAUGGACUUUUUUUAAAAACAUAUGUCCUUAUAGUUAUAAUAAGAGGAUUACUUCAAAUUUUGACCCUAGAUUGCAUUUUGGGGCUGAAAAACAUUUUUAAACGUUUGAACUAGUUUGGCAAAAUGAAUGUCCUUCCUUUGUGUAACAUUAGUGAUGCCUUAUUGUAUGUGUACAAAAUGACACUGUUUCAUAUAAACAUUUUUGAGGUGUCCAGUAAGUUACUAAAUGUUUUUGGCCACUUCACAUCCCUGGCAUAUGAUGGAGUAUGGUGUAUGUGUUUUUAAUGUUUGUAAAUAUUUUUCUUCAGAUUUGCUGGAAUUUUUUUUUACAAGUAAUGAAUUUAAUAAAUUCUGAAACUUU
Messenger RNA from Rhineura floridana, 1533 nucleotides. RefSeq names its product epithelial cell adhesion molecule (gene EPCAM). The transcript has 10 exons. The record is from RefSeq and is a predicted model, not a curated record. Bases 187 to 1113 code for a protein of 308 amino acids. NCBI's taxonomy places the organism in Eukaryota, Metazoa, Chordata, Lepidosauria, Squamata, Rhineuridae. Gene Ontology annotation, cellular component: membrane.